Messenger RNA from Lasiodiplodia theobromae, 1128 nucleotides. RefSeq lists its product as uncharacterized. Bases 1 to 1128 code for a protein of 375 amino acids. The transcript is spliced from 2 exons. NCBI's taxonomy places the organism in Eukaryota, Fungi, Ascomycota, Dothideomycetes, Botryosphaeriales, Botryosphaeriaceae. The record is from RefSeq and is a predicted model, not a curated record.
AUGCUCUGGACACCCUUCUGGCGUCUUCCCUGGACGGCCUCAUCCAGCAAACCCACACCACCUCCCCUCCCGCCCGGUGUCACCCGCACUUACAUCCCCACGCCGCAAGGCGACCUCGAGCUCCUCUCCGCCGUGCCUCCCUCCUCCUUCCUCUCGCCAACCACAUCCAGCACUCUCUCCACGCCGUCUCCAGUCCCGCACAUCCUCUUCCUCCACGGCGGCUUCGGCUCGGCCGCCGUCUGGCUGCCCUACCUCACCUACCUUUCCACCAACCAUGGCAUCCCCUGCCACGCGCUGUCGCUGCGUGGCCACGGAGCGAGCUGGCAGCCGGGCUACCUGCGGAUGGUGUGGGGCACGGGGAUGGCGGCGAUGACGGAAGACGUGGUUGCGGUGGUGGUGGAAGGGUUGAAGGUGUUUGGGGAAGGGUUGGAGGUGGUGCUGGUGGGGCACUCGAGCGGUGGGGGUUUGGCGCAGUGGGUCAUUGAGACAGAGGGGGGUGGCUGUGGUGACGGCGGCAAGGGGAGGUUGAAGGGAAUGGUGAGGGGCCUAGGAUUAUUGGCGGGGACGCCGUGUUUUGGGCAGAUCGGAGUUUACUGGAAUUGGCUCAAGCACGACCUAUUUUUUCCAAUCCGUGUUCUCUUCCAUUUGUACCACCCGCUCUCGCCAUUGUCAACUUUGGAGCUCGUUAAGGGCGCUUUCUUCAGCCCUGCCGUGUCGAACUCCGCCGUGGCGGAGUUUCGGAGGACCUGCAUGAUGGGGUACGAGAGCAUGAUCUGGCCGAACCAAAUGAUGCGGCGGUUGGUCUACCCGAGAAAUGUUUUGCUCAAUCUUGUUGGAUGGGGAAGCAAUGGGCAGAGGGUGCUGGUGGUGGCGGGGAAAGGGGAUAAGUUGAUGGGGACGAGGCUCAUGAAUGAGAUGGCAGACGAAUAUCGGGCGGCAUAUAGGGGACUAGUGAGCAAGAAGAAGAUAGAUGGUGUCGAGGAUGAAGUGCAAGCACUUACUAAGGGCGAAGGGACCACUGGGCAAGGCGUGAGAUAUGCUGAGUUGGACGCAGCGCAUCACCUCCAGAACGAUGUUGGUUGGGAAGAAGGCGCCGAAAGAUUGGCAGAGUUUUGGGCGCAAUUGUGA